Molecule: messenger RNA, 1813 nt
Organism: Anolis carolinensis (green anole)
Lineage: Eukaryota; Metazoa; Chordata; Lepidosauria; Squamata; Anolidae
Product: zinc finger protein 93-like
Exons: 2
Coding region: 572-1807 (411 amino acids)
Source: RefSeq, a predicted model, not a curated record
CGGACACGGGUGCUGUUGCUUCAUUCUCUGUGACAAAGAGCCAUCAGAACUUCCUCCUUCCACCUUCCUCUUGGUCACCGCAUUUCUGGUCUUGUUCUUUAUGGUGUUUUAAAAUACCUCCCCCACAAUUUGCGUUACCUCAUUUCUCUAUUUACAGCUUGUAAACUGUUUUCGAACUGCUUAGGUAAACAGUGAGCUGGGUUGGAGGUCGAGCGCUCACCCCCGACCGGGCUUCAAACUGGCCACCUUUCGGUUGGUGGAUCUUAUUACUGCUGUUGAUUUACCAGUUGUGCUACAGCCCAGCCCUAAGGAAUUUGUUCCUUCCACGGAGGAAUUUUUGAAGGAAAUUUACCUGCCCAGGAAAGCGGUUUUGUUGCUAGACAAUGCCUCAACACACCCUGAUGCAGAGGAGCUUCAAGAGGGGGACAUGAAGGCGAUGUUUCUGCCACCGAAUGUAACCGUCAUAUGCCAACCGAUGGAUCAGGGCGUUUUGGAAGAGCUCAAAAGGAACUAUUGCAGGAAGCUAUUCUCGGCAAGGAUAGAAGAAAUGGAAUAAGUUGAUCUCGCAAAGAUGGCGAGACUUGGCAGCGGAGAAAUGGCAAUCGCUGGAAAAGCAGUAGAUAACGGGGAGAAGAGCCAUGUAUGCACCAAGUACAGGAAGCAUUUGGGACACAACUGGGCCUUUCGUCGAGACCAGCAAGCCCACAGAGAAGAUGGAAGUUCUGCCAGAGAAAGGCCCGACAAAUGCAAUGUAUGUGGGCAGUGUUUUACCCAAAAUAUGGCACUUGUGCUUCACAAGACACUCGAUGUUGGGAAAAGCCAUCUUAAAGGGAAAGUAUCUGCAAAAUGUGUGGUGAAACACAAGAAAUUUCACACAGGUCAGGAACAAUACAGAUGCCAAGAGUGUGGGAAGUGUUUUGCUUCCAGUUCAGCCUUGGUGAGGCUCAAAAGACUCCACACAGGAGAGAAGCCACACCAAUGUCAGGAGUGUGGGAAAUGUUUUGCUGAAGGUUCAGCCUUGUUGAGCCACAAAAGAGUCCACACCAGGGAGAAGCCAUACAAAUGCCAGGAGUGUGGGAAAUGUUUUGCUUUCAGUUCAGCCUUGGUGAGGCACAAAAGAGUCCACACCAGGGAGAAGCCAUACAAAUGCCAGGAGUGUGGGAAAUGUUUUGCUUUCAGUUCAGCCUUGGUGAGGCACAAAAGACUCCACACAGGAGAGAAGCCAUACCAGUGCCAAGAGUGUGGGAAAUGUUUUGCUUUCAGCUCAAACUUGGCGAGCCACAAAAGACUCCACACAGGAGAGAAGCCAUACAAAUGCCAGGAGUGUGGGAAAUGUUUUGCUUUCAGUUCAGCCUUGGUGAGGCACAAAAGAGUCCACACCAGGGAGAAGCCAUACAAAUGCCAGGAGUGUGGGAAAUGUUUUGCUUUCAGUUCAGCCUUGGUGAGGCACAAAAGACUCCACACAGGAGAGAAGCCAUACCAGUGCCAAGAGUGUGGGAAAUGUUUUGCUUUCAGCUCAAACUUGGCGAGCCACAAAAGACUCCACACAGGAGAGAAGCCAUACAAAUGCCAGGAGUGUGGGAAAUGUUUUACUGCCAGUUCAGACUUGGUGAAACACAAAAGACUCCACACAGGAGAGAAGCCAUACCAAUGCCAGGAGUGUGGGAAAUGUUUUACUGCCAGUUCAGACUUGGUGAAACACAAAAGAAGCCACACAGGAGAGAAGCCAUAUAAAUGCCAUGAAUGUGGAAAAUGUUUUACUCAGAGUUCAUCCCUUGACCGGCACCAGAGAAUACAUACUGGCUAAAAAACA